Pipra filicauda (Wire-tailed manakin) is the source of this 5079-nucleotide messenger RNA. Its product is annotated as ankyrin repeat domain-containing protein 26-like. The record is from RefSeq and is a predicted model, not a curated record. Gene Ontology annotation, molecular function: protein binding. The transcript has 20 exons. NCBI's taxonomy places the organism in Eukaryota, Metazoa, Chordata, Aves, Passeriformes, Pipridae. The coding region runs from base 179 to 2524 and encodes 781 amino acids.
CUGCGCAGGGCGACCUCGUCUGCCUUGUGCUUCAUACCCUGUGCCCGUCCUUAUUCUCGUCCCCUUUGUUACCCUCCCCCUAAACCUCGCCCCGUCCCAUUCCUCAUCCCCACUUGGCUCCCGGCAGCCCGCCGGGGCCUUCUUGCCCUUCCUGCUGCUGGGAGCUCCAAGCAGGGCCAUGCCGUGGCUUCUGAGCAAGAAGCGACGGCAGUCGCCCUCCAGCAGCCCCAGUGGGCAGCCCUGGGCUGCCACCAGCUCCAGCAGCGCCUCCCAGCUCCGGGAGCAGGGGCUGGGCAGGCUGCACCGCGCGGCCGCCCGCGGUGACCUGGGCUGGCUGAGGCGCUGGCGCUGGUACGUCAAGGUAGUCGGCAUCGACAGGCCAGACCAGGAGAUGCGGACACCUCUGCAUCUGGCUUCAGCCAAUGGCCAUGCAGAUGUCGUCAGAUAUCUGCUAAGAAAGAACAGCCAGCCCAACCUCGCUGACAGCUUCAAGAGAACGGCCCUGAUGAAGGCAGUGCAGCAGGAGCAGGAAGAAUGUGUUGCUGUUCUGCUGGAACACGGUGCCGACCCCAAUCUGGCAGACGCUGACGGCAACACUGCCCUUCACCUGGCUGUGCUCUCUAAAAACACAGCUGUAGCAGGGCUGUUACUGGAGCAUCAUGCCAAGAGUGAUGCUCAGAACCAGUGGGGAUUUACCCCCUUGAAACUUGCAGCCUUGCAACAGCACGAGGAGAUUCUGGAGUGCCUUGUGAACAAAGCAGCUGACAGGCCUGCUCAAGCCCAGGGGGAAAGGACUGCUCUUGUGGUUCCUGGAAGCCACGAAGCUCACCUGGAGGAAGAUAAUCUGCGCUUGCAGGAGGAGCUGGACAGGGCUGGCGCGGAGCUGCAGGAGGAGGAAGAAAAGCAUCUUCAGUCUGAGCAUUGUGUUCCUGACUUGAAGACUGCUUUGGAUGCCAAGAAAAGAGAGGCAGUAACUUCUUCCCUGGAACUGCAGGACCUCCUGUUGGCAUCUUGUGAGACCAAUCCAACUGUGAACCAACUGGAAGAAGACGCGCAAGACUUUGCAAGUGAGAACAGCAGAUUGGAAGGCACUGUCCAGCAGCCAAGCGAGAGCGUUGGAGCCCUUCCGAGAGCCCUGCAAGCCUCUGCCUCAGGUGGUGAACUUUCCCAGCAGCUGGACAUGGAGCCUGGAACAGGCAUGCAGCUCGAGGCCCUAAACCAGGCUGUGCAAGAAGAGCUGUCCACUCUGCUUGGGAGGUGUGAACAACUGGAGAAGAGCAAAUGUCAGCUGCAAGAAGAGGUGACAAAACACCACCAUCAUUUGGAGACUUUGGUGCUGGAUGGCAGCCAAAGAGAACAAUGUACAAGAGAGGUGGCAGAAGGAGCUGACCAGGAAAGAAGUCCAAAGCUACAAGAGGUCAGCCUCGUUUUGCAAGCACAGGCAGCCCACCAGGCCCCACUAGGACAAACCAGAGACCAUCAUUGUGAUUCCGUGAGAAUCCAGUUGGAAGAAAGAAUUAGAAAUCUGGAAAGUGAAUUGGAGAGGGUCAAAAACACCCAACAAGAGAGAGCUUCUCGUAAAGAAGCAACACAGGGAGGGAUGGAAAUGUACAAAGAGCUGUAUGUGGAGGAAGUGAAAACCAGAAGAUGCCUGGCCAAGAAACUGGAAAGGCUGGAAAAGCUUCUGAGGAUAGAGAGCAGGAAACUCCGGGUUAAUGAAGAGAAAGGAAGUCAGUCCCAGCUGGAAGAAAUGAAGAAGAGAUAUUCUGAAAAGGUCAAGGAAGUUGAUAGAUUCCAAAGAGAGGUUGCUGAACUUUCCCAGCAGUUGGACAAGGAACGUGAACAGUGCACGCAGCUGGAGGCCAAAAAUCAGGCUUUGCAAGAAGAGCUGUCUGCCCUGCGUGGGGAGUGCGAGAACCUGGCCCUGGACAAAUGCCAGCUGCAAGAAGAGCUGGCAAAACUCCACCAUCAUUUGGAGACCAACGUGGUGGAUCGCAGCCAACUCGAACAGUGUAAAAGAGAGGUGGAAGAACGAGCAGACCAGGAAAUAAGACAAAAACUCCAAGAAGUCAAUGAGUUUUUGCAAGCACAGGCAGCCCACCAGGACACCUUAGAAGAAAUCAGAACCAGUCAUGUGGACUCACUGAAAAAACAGUUAGAAGACAGAAUUAGAGAUCUGGAACGUGCACUGGGAAGGACAAAAAGCAACCAAGCAGAAAGACCUUUUCAAAAGGAAUCCACCCAGGCAGAAGUGGACAAGUACAAAGAGCUGUAUCUGGUGGAAGCCCAAAGAAGAAAAAGCCUCACCAAGAAACUGGAAAGAGCUACUGAGAGACUUGCAGUGGCCAACACCAAGCUCUUUUUGGAGCGCCACAGAAGCAGAUCUGCGGUCACAAGCAGCGCUGUCAGCGGACUUCUGGCUGCAAGUCCACUUCUGGAUUCACCUGGCCUGGGACAUGUUGGCAUCAGUUUGGGACUGAGCAGAAGUCUGGCUCUCAGAACACCACCCAGACACCUGUGGUAAAGCCCAAGACUUCUGCUCAUCAGGACAUCCUGUAAGGGACCGUUCAGAUGGAUGGAACGAAUUGCUUCCUUUCCUUAAUUUCGACACCCACGGCCUAGUAGCCAGUUUCCUUAAUGGUGGCCUUCAAGGUUUGGUAGCAAAGACUCCAAGAUCAGCUCUAACCCAUCCCUACAUUGCUCAGUGACAAUGAUCCUUGUGGUGAAGGCAGCGAAACUGCUACUUAAAAUUGGAGAGGUGGUGCUGCAUUGGUCCCCUUGUUGUACGAAAGGAAUCGCUGGAGCUUUGGGGACAAGAAGUGCCAACGGCCACGACAACUGUACACAGGCAACAGUAUCGGAGGAACCGAGAUGCUGUGACCCCCAUCCAUCCAUCCAGUACAUCCAUGACAUCAUUGUGGGGGGGACACAGCAGAAGAAGUUUUCGAGAAAGGACAGAAGAUCAUCCAGAUUCUCCUCGAGGCCUGUUUUGCCAUCAAGAAGAGUAAGGUCAAGGGCCCUGCCCAAGAGAUCCAGUUCCUAGGGCUGAAAUGGCAAAUGGACGACACCAGAUACCAACAGACGUCCUCAACAAGAUUGUAGCAAUGGCUCCACCCACAAACAAGAAAGAAACCCAAGCUUUUCUGGGAGCCAUUGGCUUCUGGAGGAUGCACAUCCCAGAGUACAGCCAGAUGCUGGAGAUAAAGGUCCCUCCUGGAGCCUCUGGCCAAAGGUGCCUGGUGAGACGUGAGGGCGACCACUGGGUUUCUGGAGCCGAAGCCACAGAGGUUCUGAGGCCAAUUCCACCCCUGAGGAGAAGGAAAUCUUAGCAGCCUAUGAAGGCAUACGAGCAGCUGCAGAGCUUUCAGAUUCAGCAAUGUCCUCACUCCCGACAGACCAGGGUCCCCUUUCCAGAGUAAUGGAGGAGCACCGGGAUUUUUUAAUCCAAAAUUCCCGGAUUGGAAUGAAAUGCUCUGGAAAGGCUCUGGAAAUCAUUCGGUGUUCACAAUCAUCAAGGAAGAUGUUCACCAGGAAUUGCUGAUCACUGGCCUCCAGCUGGAUGUUGCACUCCUGAUCACCACCCCAGCCAGCAGAUUUCAACCAGCCUGCUGUCUGCUCAUCCAGCCCAUACUUCAUGGGCUUCUCUGUGAGGGAGCCCUGUCUGUGUCCACUAGUACACACAUUCAUUUGGAUUUUAAACAAUCAAACAGAAGUGAGAGUUUUAACAGCAGAAUUAUUUUUCAAAGGGAAAUAGAAGGGUAUGGCUUUGAUGGAACGAGUGCCUUCAAGCUCCAUUGGCAGGCACUGUUUGAAAACUAUUUGGGUGAUUUUUGAUAAGAAAUGAAAGAUGCAACAGCAGGAAGCCAUUCAGCAAUCCCUGACAAGGGAGGUCCACUGUCAAUUGCUGGGAGGGCCCCCACCUGUUUCUUUUAAUGGUGCUCCCAAAUCCCACCCCUUGGGCCUCCCAUCCCAUCCCAUCCUUUUUGGUCCCCUCAGGCAUCUCCUCCCCAGCAUCUGCUCUGUGUCCUACCCAGGGUCCCCAAACAUCCUCCCAUUAAUCAUUCCCAAAGCUUUUCUUUCCAUCCUUCCCCUCAGACCUUUGCCUUUCAUCCAGGUCACUGCCCUGGUACCUCCCAAGACCAUUCCUUGCCUCCCUCUCCACUCCCAACCAUCUCCCAGUGCCCUCGUUUUUGUCCUCCUCCAUCAUCCUCCUCCUGUCCCCACCAAGCCUCUCCCUUGCAGUGCCCAUGUCCCUACACUUGAAUUCCUUUCCCCUCCCCUGCAUCCCACACAGGGCCCCUUCAACACCCCAAUCCCAGUCCCGUGGGCUCCCCAGUUCCCCCCAGUUCAGCAUCUUUGGGUCCCCUCCUACUCCCCCCACCGUCCCUGCAGGCCCUGAAUUCCCCUGGCUCUCCUUGUCUCCAUCCCCACCCUGGGCCCUGCAGGCCCAGGGGUUGGAGGUGAAACUGGGGGCAGUGGGAGCAGGGGGAGCAGAAGGGAUUUUCCCCCUCAGACGGGGGCAGCCCUGGGCUGGGGGGGCUGGGGACCCCCGUGUCCCUCCCCCAGCCCCACAGGGACCAAUCCUGCUUAAACCUUUGCUCUCCUUGCCCAGGCACUCUUGGCAGGAACCCAAAAUGAUCUGCGGGAGGUGAGUGGGCCGGGGGGACUGGAGGGCAUCCAGUCUGGGAACUGGGGGACACUUUGGUCCCCCCAUCCCUCGCUGGCACCGGGGACAUCCCAGUGACCAGCCAGGGCUCCUGGUCUCUCUCCAGCUGCAUUUAGUGGACGUUGGGAUCCUGAAGAUGGCUCAGGCUCCCAAUACAUCCCACUGCACCCAGUGUGUCUCUGAGCCUGUGUUUGUCCCCAGCCCCCUGUGGUGGAGAAGGUGGUGGGUCCUGUUGGUGAGAAAGGCGUGGCUGCAUCCCUGGAUGGCUGAGGACUGGAAGUGGUGGUGACACCCGUGCCCUGUCCCCCUCCAGUGGCAUGAGGAGAUGAUCAUCCCCGGAAGAACCCCCUGAUUUCCCUCAGAGCCCAGGGGCAUUUCCCCAGAAUGAUCAAUAAAUCCCUUCAGCAAAGCUA